AAUUGUAUUUAGCGCGCGUCAAUUAUUUUACAGAUGUCAUGUCCAAGUUAAAUGAUGUGGAAUAUAUUGAACAAAAUUGGUUGGAUUGGUGCCGUCUAUGCGCCAACGAUGAUGCCACAAUCGAUGUGCGCCACAAAGAUGCUUAUAUGCGUAUCAUAAGCAAGUGUUUUGAUAUUGAAAUUGGACUCGAAGAGCCCGAAUUGGGUGCGAUGCUGUGCAAGGAUUGUUAUUGCUUUGUAGGCGUAUUGCUCAAUUUUGUUGAGAAUGUGAACAAGGUUCAGCCAAUCUUCGAGCUGCUGCGUCACACAGAGUCCAACGAGCAGGUGGAUGUACCUGCCCUGCGCCAUGAAUAUGGACUACAGAAUUUCAGCUCAAAGGACAGUUAUAAAAUAGAAGCACUCGGAUUUCGCGAGCAGAGCGAAGAUCUUGAGAAUCAAAUCUUUCUCCAAGAUGAUAGCUCCGAUAGCGAUAAUCCAGAUGAGGCAGCAUUAUCAGCAAUUUCAAUGCCAGCUAAAAUAAGACGUGGACGACCCAAGGGCACCAAGAAUAGACUACUCAAAGAGAGCGUCGAAUCCAACGAAUCGUCGUUUGCAUUUCAAGCCGAUUCCUGCCAUUCCGUCAAGGAGGAGAGCGUUUGGCUUAAGGAGACACUUUGGGAGGAUGACGAGAGCAGUCAGCAUAGAAAACGUGGUCAUCCCAAGUUGCCUGUUAAAACAGAAAGUGAAGAAUCCCAGGACGAGAUGGAAAUAUCUAUGAGAUCAACAGUGGAACCGGCAGAGUACUUGGAUGAAAUCCUUCCCGAUCCCAUAAAAAGAAAACGUGGUCGUCCGCGAAAGGAUCGAUUGUAUUGCAAAAAUGUGGCACUAUCAAGACUGCUGCUCGCAUCCCCCGAACCAGAGCUAGGCACAAUAAAGAGGAACAAUGACAGUGGUAAUAGGAGACACAGCGUUACUUGUGGCAUUUGCUACAAGCAGCUAAUGUCGCCGAUUGGCCUGAAAUAUCACAUAGAUCGCGUCCAUAUGAACAAGAAGCCCUUCAUCUGCGACUGCUGUGGCAAGUGUGUGAAAACCGCCUCCGAGCUCAAGGAGCACAAGCUGGUCCACACCGACGAUCGACCCUUUGUCUGUGCCCUGUGCAAUGCGGCCUUCAAAAACAAAAAGCGGCUCAACAUCCAUAGUCAGACCCAUGGCGAGCCCAGCUAUGAGUGUGAAAUUUGUGGCAAGAAGCUGCAGACACGAGCAAUUUGGAAUAAGCACAAAGUUGUCCAUACAAAUGAGCGGAGAUUUGAGUGUACAAUUUGUGGUACGGCAAUUAAAAAUUCGACAGCGUUGAAGAUUCAUCUGCUCAGUCACACGGGAUUACGGCCGUACACCUGCAAGUACUGCGACAAGGAUUUUGCAUGCGGCGCCAAUUGCAGGGAGCACAAGAAACGAAAGCAUCCCGUGGAAUAUGCAAAAGAUGAUGACAAAUCGUCGCGCAAAUCAAAUGUUCCUACUUUGGAUGAGUUGCGUGCCUUAGCUGCUGGCAUGGAGAAGGGUGAGCGACUGCGGAAGCCCCGAGCUAUGAAGUUGAAUAAAUAAAACGCAUCCGUGCAGUAUCAAU
Molecule: messenger RNA, 1602 nt
Organism: Drosophila grimshawi
Lineage: Eukaryota; Metazoa; Arthropoda; Insecta; Diptera; Drosophilidae
Product: zinc finger protein weckle
Exons: 4
Coding region: 39-1580 (513 amino acids)
Cellular component (GO): nucleus
Molecular function (GO): zinc ion binding
Source: RefSeq, a predicted model, not a curated record